AUGCCCGUCGUUGCUGGUCCCCCUCAAGGGCAUGGUCCCUCUACCUUUGAGAAGAUGAAGAUGGGUGCCAUGAUGGGAUCCACUGUUGGAGGUAUCAUGGGUUUCAUCAUCGGAACUGUCACCAUCUUCCAGUACGGAGCUGGACCUAACGGUGUUAUGCGUACCCUGGGUAAAUACAUGCUUGGUUCUGGUGCUACUUUUGGUCUCUUCAUGUCCAUCGGCAGCGUUAUUCGUACCGAAGGCCCUCACAACGACGCCUGGCUCCGCGCUCGCGGACCCCCGAUGAUGCUCCCCCGUCAGAGCCCUCUGCGCCCUAUGCGCGACUAA
Molecule: messenger RNA, 327 nt
Organism: Aspergillus tubingensis
Lineage: Eukaryota; Fungi; Ascomycota; Eurotiomycetes; Eurotiales; Aspergillaceae
Product: MGR2/ROMO1 family protein
Exons: 5
Coding region: 1-327 (108 amino acids)
Biological process (GO): protein insertion into mitochondrial inner membrane; protein import into mitochondrial matrix
Cellular component (GO): TIM23 mitochondrial import inner membrane translocase complex
Source: RefSeq, a predicted model, not a curated record